This is a messenger RNA of Lottia gigantea (owl limpet), 1410 nucleotides long. RefSeq lists its product as hypothetical. Lineage: Eukaryota; Metazoa; Mollusca; Gastropoda; Lottiidae. Bases 1 to 1410 code for a protein of 469 amino acids. Gene Ontology annotation, cellular component: intracellular membrane-bounded organelle; cytoplasm. The transcript has a single exon. Gene Ontology annotation, molecular function: heme binding; iron ion binding; oxidoreductase activity, acting on paired donors, with incorporation or reduction of molecular oxygen, reduced flavin or flavoprotein as one donor, and incorporation of one atom of oxygen. The record is from RefSeq and is a predicted model, not a curated record. Gene Ontology annotation, biological process: xenobiotic metabolic process.
AUGUGUAUACGAGAGAAAACAGGUAUACCACCAGGUCCUCCAUUUUUACCAAUCCUCGGCAACAUAUUAGAUCUCGGUCGACAUAGACGUAACAAACAUCUUUAUUUUACUGAACUGAGAGAGAAAUAUGGGCCAGUUUUCAGGCUGUAUUUUGGAUCAAAGUUGAUGAUAGUUCUCAAUGACGUCGACGCUGUAGACGAGGCGUUUGUUAAACAGAAGGAUAUUUUAAGCAAGAGACCUUCAGAAUCUUUGUGGGGAAUCAAACAAUCUAUAAAGGAAGGAGCAGGUGUGAUAUGGGCCAAUGAUUCGGAAUGGAGAUCACAUAGACGUAUGGCCAUACAGACUCUACGGGAUUUGGGAGUUGGGAAAUUGGCCAUUGAAGAACGGAUACAAGAAGAGGCAGAAUUUCUCAUGGACAGGUUUAAAAAUAACGAGCCGUUUGAUAUUGGGGAGAUUCUAAUAAAGGCUACUACUAAUAUUAUCAGUAUCGUUGUGUUUGGAUCGCGCUGGGAUUAUGAUGAUACAGAAAUGAAGAAAAUUGUUAGUGUAGUAGAAUCGGCGUUUCAGAGUGAAGGUCCAUUGUCACCUCUUCACGAAUUUCCUUUCUUGAGAUUUAUACCCGUUCUCUCCACGCGAUUGACUGUUAUACGCCAGGCUAUUAUAAACAUAAAGCAACUUGUUAAAGAAAGGGUCAACGUUCACCAAGAAACAUACUCCCCUGGAGUCAUUCGUGAUUUCAUUGAUGCUGUGUUUACGCAACUCGGUAAGAAUCCUGAAAGUGACCCGGGUGGUUUGGAGAGGACUAUUGUGGACUUUUUCUUUGCGGGUUCAGAUACCACUGCCAGUACCCUUUCCUGGGCGUUUCUUUACAUGAUCCUUAACCCAGAUGUCCAGUCAAAAUGUCAAAAAGAAAUCGACGAAGUUGUGGGACAAAAUCGGAAGAUCAAUAUGUCAGAUCGACAGAAUCUCCCGUACGUUGAGGCAACGUUAUUGGAAGCUCAGAGACUUGGGAGUAUUGCUCCUUUUGCCCUCCCACAUACACCACUGAAAGACACCAUGGUGAAGGGGUACCUUGUUCCAGCCGGUAGUUUGGUUUUAGGUCAUAUUUACGCUUGCCAUCGAGACCCUAAAGUAUGGACCGAACCUUUGAAAUUCAACCCAGAUCGAUUCUUAGAUGAAGAUGGCAACCUUGUCAAGCAUCCUGCAUCCUUCAUGCCGUUUUCAGUUGGUCCCAGAUCCUGCCCUGGUGAUAUUCUGGCUAAAAUGGAGUUAUUCCUCUUCUUUACGUCUAUAAUACAGAGAUACCGACUGAGUAAAGUUGAUGAAAAUGAUGAUCUGAAUACAGAUGGCUUGUCGGGAAUAACUAUGUCUCCUGCUCCGUUUAAACUUCGUGCAAAUAUCAGACAGUGA